Mesorhabditis spiculigera is the source of this 1704-nucleotide messenger RNA. NCBI's taxonomy places the organism in Eukaryota, Metazoa, Nematoda, Chromadorea, Rhabditida, Rhabditidae. The record is from the annotation of a GenBank genome assembly.
AUGAAUGGCGACAACGAGGCGAGCAGUGUGCCGUGGGAACAUUUCCAGAAAUGGCUUCACUCGAUAGCCGUCGUCACAUUCGAUCUAGAGCUGGGGCAGGCGCUCGAGAUCAUCUACCCGGGCGAUGCCGAUUUGUCGUCGAUCGAAAAGGCGAAUAUUUGCUACCUAGCGUUCCCGGACUCCAAUUUUGGUUCGGCCCAAGAUGUCCCCUACCAUUUUCGGAUACGAAGGACGUCGCCUAAAAUUGGGCCCCAUCACAUGCUGGUCCUCGAAAAUUCCUCGGUGUCGCUGCCACUGGAUGCUUCCUAUCUCUAUGGAUUUGUUCAAUUUCGGCAGCACAAGGACCCUUCAAUCAAAAGGGGUUACUACCAAAAGAGCGUCGUACUACUAACGCCGUUCCCGUUCUUUUCACUGUGGAAUUGUGUAGCGGCGAAGAUUGCAUCUGGCUACUUUGAGCUAGGAGAAGCUGCGAUCGAAGCUGCCUGCCACGAUCUCGACCAAUGGCCGACACCAGUACCCGGGACACCUUUGAUGCUACCCCUGAUGGGAACGGUAAUCCAAUGCCGGAUCCCUCUUCGUGGUGAUUUGCCGAUAACCGGCCCGAGCAGCUACACAAAAGACGACCAAACCGGGCCUUCGAUUGUUCUUCCCUCUGUUAGCGAAGUCGAUAUUUACAGGUCUCUCUCAAAAGUGUUAGUACACGUCCAGCUGAUGUGGGAGCUUGUGCUGCUGGGAGAGCCUCUACUUGUCGUGGCCCAGACACCUACACGCUGCUCAUCGAUGGUCCAAUCACUCGUUUCACUCAUCUGCCCGCUGCGGCUACUCUCCGAUUUUCGGCCCUAUUUCACCAUCCACGACUCCGAAUUCCGUGAAUAUUCGGCUCGGGCCAGGAAUUUGCCGGCCGUUAUAUUGGGAGUGACGAAUCCGUUCUUCAUCAAGGCUCUGCCGCACUGGCCCCAUAUUUUGAAGGUCGAAGAAGAUCGUGCAAGCGAGGGCCCUGAAAAACAGACUGAAAAGAACAAGCACUGGGAUGGGAAGAGCCUCGACGCAAAGCCGGGUUUGUACACCCAGUACAAACCGUUCCUGGGACGCGACAAAGCGCUGAUCAAGAAAUUGCUUAAGGGAACUCGCCCGGAUGAAGUUUGUUCUGCAUUGCUACGCCGGCAUUUCCUCGAGCUAACCCAGUCAUUCAUGAUCCCACUCGAACGACACCUAUCAUCGUUAAUGCCGUUGCGGAAGACAAUGUCUCCUUUUAAGUCGAUUCCGCAUCCGCGUCCCUUCGUCCUUGACGACUUUCUUGUUACUCUGGAGGCGGCAGGACCUUCAUUGACUUGUGGCAUCAAGGGAGAUUGGUCAGGUCUCUACCGUCGAUUUGUUUCCACUCGCACUUUUGCCGGUUGGCUUUCUCAGAGGAAUUCGGACAUUGCCAAGCAGAUCAAGAUGGCGUACAUUGAGGAACUGUGCCAAGCCGACCUCGGUGCAUCCGUGCUCGCAUCGCGUCAUCACGCGGAAAUUGUGGACCUGGUGCUCCGGAUGAGAUUGAUUGCUGUGCAACUGCCGACACGGCACGAGCGACGCGUCGGUGUCAUCAGACAAAUAGCCGCGGUGAUCUCUCGUGUUGAUGAGGAGCUGCGCGGUGUUCUGAUGAGCAACUGCGCCCUCCGAGAGUUACUGGACAAUUCUCGGGAAAUUGUUCAUUCAAUC